GUAAAAGCAGAAGAUAUUUUGCGAAGAAAACUUCGUCGAACUGCAUUGGGAAUAUUUAUUAGAAAGUAUCAGAUGUAGAUUCCAAUACAAAGUGGACACAAAAUGACGUCUCCCAAAGGCUUUUCUGAAGUGCAAAGUGAAACGUUUAACUGGGAGGAGUACUUAAAGGAGAGCGGAGGGGAACCUGCUCCAGAGACAUGCUUCAAGCAGGCCUCGACGCCACCGGAAAACACAUUUGAGCCCAGUCAGAAGAUAGAAGCUGCAGACCCCAGAAACUUGACAUCUACAUGUGUUGCCACGGUGAUAGGCGCAGUGGGUCCCCGCCUGAGACUGAGGCUGGAUGGUAGUGACAACUCUAAUGACUUCUGGAGGCUGACAGACAGUGGAGACAUUCAUCCCAUAGGUUUUAGUGAGAAGAAUGGCGGACUGCUUCAACCUCCACUUGGAUUUCGAAUGAACCCUUCCUCAUGGCCAAGCUUCAUGCAGAAGACUCUGAAUGGGGCUGUGUGUGCUCCCAGCAGCUGCUUUAAACAGGAGCCCCUUGGACCUAGGAGAAAUGAGUUCAAGCCCAGCAUGAAACUGGAGGCUGUAGACAGGAAGAACCCGAUGUUGAUAUGUCCCGCCACAAUAGGGGCCAUAAAUGGGGACCAAGUACAUGUUAGGUUUGAUGGUUGGAAGGGCGCCUUUGACUACUGGUGCAAGUAUGAUGACAGGGACAUAUUCCCUUGUGGUUGGUGUGCUAAAAACGGCCAUCCCCUGCAGCCACCGGGCCAGAAAGGUUCUGGCGCAGUAACCAAGCCCGGGCGUGGCAGAUUGUCUGACAGCAGCACGCAGGGCCUGAACCCAACCAGUCGAAACUCAACCCCCAGUAGACAGAAGAGCCCCUCCCCUGCCCCAACCCCCACAAGUCCCAGGGUGAAGGAGGAGCAUUUAUCCCCGAGGGAGGCAUCAGUUGUCACAGUUACUGAACCUGACACCAGCUCCCCCUCACCACCUGCUGUGUGUGUGUACAUCAACCAUGGUUGUAACUGUGGUCCAUACCUGAACCAACAGCGGAUCCUCCAGCUGCCGUCCCAGUAUGGCCCUGGAGUAAUCAACCGUGUCCUCUACGACAUCCUCAAGGGAUGCAUGGAGUGCGCAUUUACCGAGAAGGUCGUGUAUAACCUCAUACCAGAAGGGCACGGCAGGGUAGUCAUUUCAGCUAGUCAUGGUCACAAGACGUACACUAAGCGUGUGAUAGGCGUGGAGACAGGGGACGAGUUCUGGGGUCUGCUGGACAGAUUGUUUGAGGAUCUCGGCUGUUGCCAGAACCUGUUCUCCACUAAACCACUCAACAAUGUUUGCCAGAAGUGUUCCAGAGUAAGAUCUGAUUCUGAGGGCCAGCAGUCAGCAGAUAACAGAUCCAAUAAGUCCAACAAAUCCAACCCAAAACGCCGCUGGUCAACAGAAUCAGCAGAGAGUUUACGCAACACGACUCAUCCAAAACCUGUCAAGGUGCGACGCUCAUACGAGGCUGAGGCGAGUUCGACGACUGUGGAUCCUCGUGCACACAGGCCGGCAAACCCAGCUGAUUGGUCAAUUGAUGAGGUUGUCCGACACAUUUGUGAUACUGACCCAGCUCUCGCCCCACAUGCUGUGCUUUUUAGGAAGCAUGAAAUUGAUGGGAAGGCGCUGCUGCUGUUAAACAGCGAUAUGAUGAUGAAGUACAUGGGGCUGAAGCUGGGACCUGUCCUCAAACUGUGUAACCUAAUUGACAGGCUUAGACAGCGUGCCAGAUGAAGAGAACCACUUCAAACAAAGCUGCCAAUGAGACAUUUCUAAACUGAAUACAUGAUCUGUGUCAUAAUCCAGAUGGACCCAGCUUAAACAGUGGGCCAAUCAAAAGAUGCCAGAAACAGCCUAGUUUUGUUUUGUUGUUUCAUAUCAAGAGGCAGUGCUUUGCAAAAUUGUUUGAUCAUUGUAUAAAAAUUGUUUGAUCAUUGUAUAAAAACAUGCUUAUUACAGGAGGGCAAUAUACAUGUAGAUAAUAUUAUUAUAGGGCUAGGGUAGGGGAACUGUUUGUCAUGGUGAUUUGUUGGAUACAUUUGUUUUCCUCCUAUUUCUUGUCUGUUAAUGUGUUUAUGGUUUAAGAUCUGAUCUUGGAUUCAGAAACAAUGAGCUGCUGGUUCUACUUAUUGAAAGGUCCUUACUUAUUGAAAGGUCCUCUUUUGCAAGGCCAAAAAUAGGGUCAGAGGGCAAGAUUUGUUUUAGGUAAUGGAAUGUCUUAGUACCAUUUUCACCCUUAAAACUUUUGCCAUUUUGCAUCGGGCAACAUUUAAUUAGGGUGAUGUUUAAAAUCAGUAUGUUUAUGCAUCUUUCCUGUGCAAUAGAAUAUAGAAAAGAUGUAAUGAAAAGGAGAAAAAUAGUAGGCAGGAAAAAUUGUUCUGGCAGCCAAAAAAAAGUAGGGUUGGGUACAAGAAAUUAGGAUCAGGCGGUGAAAAUGGGAAAAAAAUAUAAAAUGUUGUGCCGAAUGCUGUUGUUAAAACUUGUUGGUACCCUAUCCAAAUGUAAUUCAUGUAGUUGUGGACAAGUGGAGAAAUGAUUUAAGUGUUGAACUGUUCUGAUAAUCACUGUUGUACAUAUAUAUGUACACAGAACUUUAACCUAUACUAGCUCAAAGAUAAUGAAAUGUGGCAGCCAUUUUGUGAUAUUCGAACAAAUACUUGGGGUUUUGAGCCAGUCCUGCAAAUUGAAGCCUUUGGUGGAUUGUUCUGAACUUUGUUGAAAUGUGAAAUAUGUGAUGAUGUGCUCAAAAAUUUAAAAUAAAAACAAGUACAGCUGAAACAGUUGUCUCAAAUCUUGUUAGAAAUACAGCAGAUCACAAGUGUAUUGGUUAAUCUUUAGGCCCCAAUUUCUCGAAACUUCUUAAGUUCCUUAUAACAGGAUUAAGCUAAUCUCACAAUUUUUGUUUUUCAAUAAUUUGCGUAAUAUUUUUUAAUUUUUUUUAAGAGUUUUAAUACUUAAGAUAGGAAUGAUCUUUAUUAUAAUCACAAUUAACCAUUUUUCAGCUAUCAAAAAUCAAUUUAAGUAUGUAUCUUGGCUAAUUGAAAUAAGCUACUUAAGCCUGUUUAGCUUAAGAAGUUUCGAGAAAUUGAGGCCAGAGCAUUAAUGAUUUGAAAGUUAAAAACGAAGACAUUAACAACAUUGUUGACUUAAACAAAGUUCUGAAAUAUCGGCCCAUAGUCAAUGGAAUAUCGGCCCAUAGUCAAUGAAAUAUCGGCCCAUAGUCAAUGAAAUAUCGGCCCAUAGUCAAUGAAAUAUCGGCCCAUAGUCAAUGGAAAAUAGCAAACACCUUUGAGUUGUCAUUUUUUGAAGAAAACAAUUUUUAAUUAAUCUAUUUUCAUCUGAGUUUCACUAAAUGUAAUUGUAUGAGUUUUUCUGAUAUCUUUAUAUCUGUACCACUUAAAUACACUUUUAUUUCAUCUGAAAUUCUAUACAGUUGUAUGAAAAAACAUUUCCUUAUGCGAGAUUGUGAAACUUUUUUGUAAAACAGUUUAAACCAGUCAAAAAGGGUUUCAUAAUUUACAGAGAAAGUUGAUAUUAGAGGAACUUAAAAAGUUUUUGCAAAUCUGCAAGUUUUGUAAUUUGAAAUAUCUUUUAUUUGAUUGUAUCUAGCUAGUAUAUAGUUUUGCAUCUGCAGUUUUGCAGUAUAAUUUUAAAUUUAAUUUUAUAGCAAUUGCAAGUGUUUAAUGAAAUUUUAUGGAUGUAUUUAUAUAUAUAUGAAAUUUCUGGCACCAAUAUCACAAAAAAAAACCCGGCAAAUCUCAAUCUCGACUUAUUUUACCAUAUAUUUACCAUAGAAUGAUUAAAAAUCUUGCAUGUUUUAUACUUUUUUAAAAUAAAUUUUCUCAUGUUAUGUUUAAAAAAAAGAUUUUGUCAAUAUUUCAAAGAAAACUUAUUCUAGUGCAAAAAAUAUACUUUGAGUUAUUAUUAAAAAGAAAUAAAUUUUACUCAAGCACCUUUUUUAGGCUGUAGAAUAUUUCUCCUUGGAAUUAAGGCCGUAGGUUUUGAUCAACGUAUUCAUGAUAGAAUGCGGUAUUAAAAGGUGAAAAAAAACAUAUAUUAUUUUCAAUAACUUUUGAUGCUAUGUGGUAAAACUAUUUGAGUGUGAGACUGAGAUUUUACUUAAAGGGACACUCUUAGUCAAAUCAAUACAUACACAUCAAUUUUGACUGAUAAACUUUAAAGUACUUACUAAAUAAUGCAUUUAUGGAAUAUAUUAAUUACUGAUAACAAGAUUUUAACCGUGUAUUUAAUAGCAGAAAGCGCAAAAAUAUUAAAUGAUUGGUGAAUGCUUAAAGAUUUACCGGUACUGUUGUCUACCCAUAGUAAGUUAGAACUACAGUGUUUUAUGCUCAUUUCUUUCAAAUUAAACUUGGUAUACUUCAUAAGAACCAUUGUUUUCGACAUUUAUUCAUCUUUUUUGAAUAUAAAAAAAUAUUAUUAAUUGUGGUAAAUCUUGUUUGGGAGUAAGAGUGCAUCUUUUUAAGCAUGCUCGUGAUAUUGGGGCCUUGUUAAAAUCCAUGCAUGUUUGAUUCCUUGUAGAAGACUGUACUCUGUUAUGUUUGGCUCUUGUUGUUGAUAUUAGUCGUUUUUGGUGUUUGAAAUAGUCAAUUGUAUCAAUCAAACGAAAUAACUGUACACUGAUGGUCUUACUUAGUCAAGAUAUUCUGUAAAUAUAAGAACUGGUUGUUACUUGUAAAGAAUGGUAAAUAUUGUAAUGUGUAUACAAUCGAACCCCGCUGGCUCAAACUCCCAGGAACUGGCAAAAAUACCUCGAGCCUCAGAGAAUUCCAUACACCUGAGAAUGCUUAUCAGCAGUAUAGAGAAAUCUGUCCUUUACAUCCAGUUCUAGUCAAUGAGGAAAUCGAGCCCAAUGAGUUCGAGUCAACAGGGUUCGACUGUAGAAGCAUUCAUCUGCUGUAUUUGCUUUGUAUUUAUAUGUGUCCUUUAUGUUUGGUGCAUCCUACACGGUCUGUAUUUUGUGUAUACAAGUUGCAGUCUGUUAGAACUGAAGUCUUUUGUCAUAAUGCUUUUUUUUAGUAUCAAAAUUGUGUCUCUGAUAGUUACAUGACAAUUGGCCAGUUGUUCAGAACAUUGAUAACAGUUUCAUGGAUAAAUUUGUGAUGUCCAGUAUUCUUGCAAGGUUACAGACAACUGAUUAAUUUAUCAAUAAUGCUGUUAACAAUGUUAUUAACUUUAGGAAGUUCUGAACAAUCGUCCCAUUAUUUGUCGGCCUAUUAUUGAACUAUCUUUUCUUGUUCCCAGUUUUGAAUAAGGCUUUUUGGACCUAUGUUUAUUUUUUUGGCCAAGAAUUUCUGUAAGACAUUUAUUUUUUUAUUUUAUCAAAAAACAAUAUACAUGUAUUAUUAUAAACUUCAAACCCGGAGUCGUAAUCUUGCAUAGCAAAAACACUUGUAUUAGGGUUUGAGCAAGAAAAGCCAAAAUGACCAAAAAAUUGAAAACUUCAUACAGUUACAUAGUACCUGCAUGAUAUAUCAAACCCAUGUCCAUUAUGUUAUAGUUACUCUCAACUUAAACUCCAAACCACCAGGUGGUUAGUUUGUUAGACAUACCAGAUAUUGAAUAUCUUCUGACUACAGUCAUGAAUCAUGUUCAUCAAUGUUUUUGUAUCUGUACGAGAACAGUCACUCCUAUGUGCUACAGUGUAUCUGUACGAGAACAGUCACUCCUGUGUGCUACAGUGUAUCUGUACGAGAACAGUCACUCCUAUGUACUACAUUGGAUCUGUACGAGAACAGUCACUCCUGUGUGCUACAGUGUAUCUGUACGAGAACAGUCACUCCUGUGUGCUACAGUGUAUCUGUACGAGAACAGUCACUCCUGUGUACUACAUUGGAUCUGUACGAGAACAGUCACUCCUGUGUGCUACAGUGUAUCUGUACGAGAACAGUCACUCCUAUGUGCUACAGUGUAUCUGUACGAGAACAGUCACUCCUAUGUGCUACAGUGUAUCUGUACGAGAACAGUCACUCCUAUGUGCUACAGUGUAUCUGUACGAGAACAGUCACUCCUUUGUGCUACAGUGUAUCUGUACGAGAACAGUCACUCCUAUGUGCUACAGUGUAUCUGUACGAGAACAGUCACUCCUGUGUGCUACAGUGUAUCUGUACGAGAACAGUCACUCCUAUGUGCUACAGUGUAUCUGUACGAGAACAGUCACUCCUAUGUGCUACAGUGUAUCUGUACGAGAACAGUAACUCCUAUGUGCUACAGUGUAUCUGUACGAGAACAGUCACUCCUGUGUGCUACAGUGUAUCUGUACGAGAACAGUCACUCCUGUGUGCUACAGUGUAUCUGUACGAGAACAGUCACUCCUGUGUGCUACAGUGUAUCUGUACGAGAACAGUCACUCCUGUGUGCUACAGUGUAUCUGUACGAGAACAGUCACUCCUAUGUGCUACAGUGUAUCUGUACGAGAACAGUCACUCCUGUGUGCUACAGUGUAUCUGUACGAGAACAGUCACUCCUGUGUGCUACAGUGUAUCUGUACGAGAACAGUCACUCCUGUGUGCUACAGUGUAUCUGUACGAGAACAGUCACUCCUGUGUGCUACAGUGUAUCUGUACGAGAACAGUCACUCCUGUGUACUACAUUGGAUCUGUACGAGAACAGUCACUCCUGUGUACUACAGUGUAUCUGUACGAGAACAGUCACGCCUGUGUACUACAGCCAUUGUUAUGUUUGUACAUACAUUCUCUGUUAUACCAUUCUGCCAUGUUUAGCGUGUAUUAUGCCUGUGUGUUCAUUACAAUUUUUCAUUAUUCUUGGUAGAGGUCUUUUUUGUUAUUUCUACCUUGUGUGUAUUUUGGAGAGAAAGGGUUGGGGGUAGGCUUGGUGUCAUAGAACCGUAUGAAACUUGGUACACAUGUAAGAAAUUGUUGCUAGAGGCAAUAAUCACAUGUACAUCACAAAGCCCAAUAUUCUGGCUUCAAUAAUUAUUAAGUCUAUAAUGUGCCUUGUUUGACAGAAAAAAGAGACGAGCGUUUGCGUUCGCUCUGUGGCGCUCUUGUUUGAACUAUACUGGACCCUAAUAACAUAUUUUUGUCUAUGUUAAAACUAUUCUGGAGAAGGUUAUAAUUUAUGCAAUCAAUACUGCGUCACCUUGAUGUAAUAACUCAAUAUCUGCUUAUAUUUCUAUAUUCAGUUAGUGUGUUAUUGAAAUAAGGUGACAAGUUUCACUGUCUGUGUAUGUUAACAAUUUUGUUUUGUCUUUGUCCAAAAAAUGUUGUGCUAGCAUAAUAUAAUAGAGAUCUUAUUUUAAACACAUCUACAUGCUCUUGUUUUAAGCAAAAGUCUUUCAAAGACAUGAGUUAUAGCAUAUUUUGAAAUCUGUUUAGCAUAUCAAAACACAAGAAACACGCUAGACUGAGUUUUAUUAUAAGUUAUCUUAACAAUAAGGUUUAAUUUUUUAAUAAGUAAUGCAUUUGAUUGUAAUAAUAAACACCCAUUUUAGAAAUAAAAUUGCACAAUGGGACAUAAAUAAUACACCUUUUUAUAAAAAAAAUACGGAUCUUUCUCAUCUUUAUAAAUAGUGUCAAUGUAUCUGGAUGGCUCAUUCUGCAUACAUGAAGUGUUAAAGAAAGAAAUAUAUGACAUUUUCCUAUUACAAUGUUCAUGUUUUUGAAUUUCUCUUCAUACAUGUACACAUGAGUGUUGAACAUAAUGUAUUUGUUACUGUUGACGUGUAUACAUGCUGUUGUUACUGUUAAAACUGACCAUCUGCCUUCUCAUCUGCUCUUUGAAGCCUGCCAUACUGUGCAUAUACACAAUAAACUCUCGAGAAAUGAC
This is a messenger RNA of Mya arenaria, 7851 nucleotides long. Its product is annotated as sex comb on midleg-like protein 2. The transcript has 12 exons. The record is from RefSeq and is a predicted model, not a curated record. Gene Ontology annotation, cellular component: nucleus. NCBI's taxonomy places the organism in Eukaryota, Metazoa, Mollusca, Bivalvia, Myida, Myidae. Bases 103 to 1779 code for a protein of 558 amino acids. Gene Ontology annotation, molecular function: protein binding. Gene Ontology annotation, biological process: regulation of DNA-templated transcription.